Plasmodium inui San Antonio 1 is the source of this 1242-nucleotide messenger RNA. RefSeq lists its product as hypothetical. The record is from RefSeq and is a predicted model, not a curated record. The coding region runs from base 1 to 1242 and encodes 413 amino acids. The transcript has 3 exons. NCBI's taxonomy places the organism in Eukaryota, Apicomplexa, Aconoidasida, Haemosporida, Plasmodiidae.
AUGGGUAUAAGCUUAGGCCAAUAUAUAAAAAAUCUCUGGGAGAGCAAUGAAUCCAGAAACGAAUCGCUUACUCUGGAGUCAGGAAGUUUCAAACUCAGUGACCUUAACACAGGAGGAAGACCAACUAACAUCAGGAUACCAGAUGAAAGGGGGCCAAGCGGUGACUCUGGAGCCCAGAUGGGGCAGAAACAUAUAAGGGUGAGGGCCAUAAUGGUCUGUAAAGCUAUGGAGGGAUGGAUGUCAAAUUUGUCCCCAGGGCAAGGAAAUGGCACGCAGUGGGGGGAGACUACAUGCGAAGUAACAGAUCUGGGAGAGCCCUAUGGUACAAGGAUCCUUAAGAAGUGUCCAAUAGAUAAUGCUAAGGAGAGCUGGACCACUAUGACUAGUGACUCCCCCUUAUAUCUGCAACAGGAGAAACAUCGUACCUUCCAGGGCUGUAUAGAUGUAAUGAGUAUCAUGAUUAAAGUGUAUAGUGCUUAUACUAGUUCGAAGGUGGAAGAGGCAAGAAGCAAAGGGAGUGAGAUUUGUCAGCAAAUAAGUAAAGAGCUACAAGAAUGGGGCGGAAGCAAGGUGGAGAAAAAAAUAAUGGAUGAGUGGUUUCUGAAUAAAGGAGCCAGAGAAGGAGGCGGCUGGCUGAAGAUAAAGAAUGGGGAGUCAUUGAGUCGACAAAUAGGUAAAUUGUUGGAUAAAAUGAAUUUCCAGAUAACAGGAGUGCAAUGUACUAGAACCGAGGAUCAAGAGAAGAGAUAUGAAGAUAGUUGCGUGUAUACUAAGGGUCUAGGAUGUGAAAUGAUGGGAGGAGAUGAGGAAACCAUGACUAGAUCAUCAGCCGUCCGAAAUGAUGAGGAGUUAAGGAUAAACACCAAGGAACCCAAGCUUAAUAUCAUAAGUUCACGAGUACAAGAUCUUAUAGCCAAACUGAAGGCAGAAGAACAGGACCAACAAAGAGAACAGAAGAUUAAUGAGGAAACCAGGGUUUUUACAGAGGAAAUGGAAAAAAGGACCGAAGCACUAGCUAGGGAGCUGGAAACAGGAAACAAAUCACUUAUUGUAUAUAUAUCAGUAUCUGGAAUAAUAUUAUCCCUCUUGGGACUUUCCGUAUUAAUCUAUUUUAAAAGAAGCAGUAGAAGCAAGAGUAGCAGAAAGAAACAGCGAAAUUUUCCUAAAGUUGGGGAAAACUUUCCCAGGAACAAGUCAGGAAGGGGGGUUAUUAGCUAUACGGGAAUUGAAGCGGCUAAGUGA